AUGUCGACUGACGACGACGUUGUAGCCAAGUACGAGCUUGCCGUGGAGACUAAGCAGGUGAUUGAAGAGGAGAUUGCGGCGUAUGUAGCGGAAUUGACAUCGGGACAGAACCCAGGAGUGACUGGUCCAUUGGUGGACGCUGAGGGCUUUCCACGUGCGGACGUGGAUGUCUAUCGAGUGAGACAUGUCCGCCACUUGCUGGCACGGAAGCAGACGGACCAUAAGCAGGUGAUGCAGACGAUUGAAGAGCUCUUGCCACUAGUGUUUGCUGCUCGCAGUAGCGACUUGGAGAAGACGUCGACACGAGUCGAGUCAUUUGCUGAGGACAAAGGUGCUGCUGCUGCUGCUGCCACUGCUACUGCUGGUGCUGUUUUAAGUGUGUCUCUUGAGGCGCUGGAGAACAAGUGGAAGCAGACGCUGCAUGAGGUGAAUACUGAUGAGAGACACUUGCAGCCGUUUGCAGUGGUGGAGAGUGUGCAGAGUGAGUCUCCAGCCGAGACAGCUGGGCUGCAGCCGCUGGAUGAGGUGCUACGUUUUGGCACGGCUGACGCUAGUAAUCACCGAGAGUUGGCGGCAGUCAAGGACAUUGUGGAGCGCAAUAUUGGCAGCGGCAUCCGCGUGCUUGUGCGUCGAGAAACGCAUCUGCUGGCUUUGGAGCUGAUCCCGCAGACGUGGAGUGGUCCGGGCGUGCUUGGCUGUCUGCUGCGUCCUACGUAG
This is a messenger RNA of Peronospora matthiolae, 717 nucleotides long. The record is from the annotation of a GenBank genome assembly. Lineage: Eukaryota; Oomycota; Peronosporomycetes; Peronosporales; Peronosporaceae.